This is a messenger RNA of Australozyma saopauloensis, 1320 nucleotides long. It is a transcript of the gene UBA4, whose product is annotated as Uba4p. Gene Ontology annotation, molecular function: thiosulfate-cyanide sulfurtransferase activity; adenylyltransferase activity; URM1 activating enzyme activity. Gene Ontology annotation, biological process: protein urmylation; tRNA wobble position uridine thiolation. The record is from RefSeq and is a predicted model, not a curated record. Gene Ontology annotation, cellular component: cytoplasm; cytosol. The transcript has a single exon. Bases 1 to 1320 code for a protein of 439 amino acids. Lineage: Eukaryota; Fungi; Ascomycota; Pichiomycetes; Serinales; Metschnikowiaceae.
AUGAACGAUUCAGAAGAGUUAGUGGCUUUACGUCUCAAGGUUGCACAACUUGAGGAAGAAAACAAUGCCUUGAAAUUGAAGCUUGGUCAAUCGCCUAUCGUUCCAAGCGAGAAAAUCCUGGAUUCUCUUUCGUUGGAAGAAUAUAGGCGUUAUGGGAGACAAAUGAUUGUGCCUGAGUUUGGAUCCCUUCCUUCUCAAUUAAAACUCCGACAGGCGAAAAUAUUGGUCGUGGGUGCUGGAGGACUUGGGUGCCCUGCGCUUCUUUACCUUGCAGCUGCUGGAGUCGGGAAAAUUGGUAUACUAGACAACGACACAGUGGAUGAAAGCAACUUGCAUCGGCAGGUACUUCACAGAACCACAUCUGUGGGUAUACUAAAAUGUGAAUCGGCCAAGUCAUACUUGAACGAACUAAAUCCGAAUGUGGAAAUCGUAACACAUCCUGUGAGACUCGAAAAUAGCAACGCUUUUAAUAUCAUUGAAGGUUACGACCUUGUGGUGGAUUGCACAGAUACUCCAGCUACUAGAUACCUCAUCAAUGAUGCAAGUGUUCUAGCUGGAAAAACAAUUGUCAGCGGAUCCGGUGUCAAGACUCAUGGCCAAGUUACAAUUUUGAAUUUUAAAAACGAGGGCCCAUGUUAUCGUUGCUUCUAUCCAACACCCCCAAAGCCUGAGUCCGUCUCGACCUGUGGUGACUCUGGUGUAUUUGGCCCUGCUAUUGGAUUGACGGGAAUUAUGCUAGCGACAGAAGCAAUUAAAGUGUUGACGAACUAUUAUGAUGAUAAUUUUCUGCCUUUCCUUCUACAAUACUCUGCAUUUCCGCAGCAUUCAAUCAGGUCGUUCAGAAUGAGAGGCCGCAAGCAAGAAUGUGCGGUCUGCGGGCUUAAUCCAACAAUCUCUAAGGGAGACAUCCUCAGUGGCACUAUCAAUUAUCUGUCGUUUUGUGGCAAGAUCUCAUACAACGUCGUUUCCGAAGACGAGCGGCUUUCUCCCGAGGAAGCUCGGCAAUUGUUAGCUCAAGAUCCCAAAACAAUUAUCUUAGACGUUCGGCCAGAAGAGCAAUUCAAAAUCACACGUCUCCCAAAUGCUGUCAACUCAGGUUGGGAGCGGACUUUAUCGCGCGCUGAUUCGCUAGAAAACAUCUUGCCUAAUGAGUUCAGUCCUGAACUGGACAAUAUCUUGGUCAUGUGUCGUUACGGAAACGAUUCAAGAUAUGCACUUAGAAAAUUGAAGGACCAAUUUGGGCUAAAAAAAGUAUACGACCUCAUUGGAGGAAUUGAUAGAUGGAGUUCGGAGAUUGACCCUUCCAUUCCAAGGUAUUGA